AUGGCUAUGGGCUCGCCAUUGUCAUCUGUGAUUGCCAACAUCUAUAUGGAAUACUUCGAGGAUCUAGCAUUGGAACCUGCACCUCUCGUACCAGCAGUGUGGCUUCGAUACGUUGACGACACUUUCGUCCUACGGGAACAUCAAGAGGACGUAACGUCAUUCCUGGACCAUAUCAACAGACCUCGACCAUCAAUCCAGUUCACAACGGAACAGGCCUAUCAGAGAAGAUAUGGAGAAUCUGUGGACGAUACAACAUCAGGACCAUCUUCAGAAGUAAUACAACACUCCGAAGAACACUCACCAAAGUCAGACCACACAUCUAAGGAGCAAACUGCAUAUAUGACAUUCCAUACAGUUGUGGUAGAUCAUACAAAGGAUAAACAGAUCGACCAUAGGAAGGCAACCAUCCAGGGCGAGAUCGACAAGUCUGGCAUAGCAGAACAUGCAUGGUCUGAUGGAGAACACAGACCAGCAUGGGACAAAGUCACUAUCAUCGACACUGAGCCGCAUUGGAAAAUAAGGAAGUAG
Messenger RNA from Limulus polyphemus (Atlantic horseshoe crab), 528 nucleotides. RefSeq lists its product as uncharacterized. The transcript has 2 exons. Lineage: Eukaryota; Metazoa; Arthropoda; Merostomata; Xiphosura; Limulidae. The coding region runs from base 1 to 528 and encodes 175 amino acids. The record is from RefSeq and is a predicted model, not a curated record.